CAGUUCUCACGUGACUUGGGUGAAAAGCAGUGAUGUGGCGGAAUCUGUCUUCGGUUUCAACUUCUGUAGCAUAGCUGUCUAACUAGCUGGCUAGUGUCUAACAGUUUAGCUGACAAAAUGGACAGCUCUGGGAAAGAAAAAGAAGCAACGGCUCUCAUGGCAGAGGCUGAAAAGAAAGUAAAAUCAUCCCAGUCAUUCUUUGGAUCUUUAUUUGGGGGCUCAUCAAAGCUGGAGGAAGCCUGUGACAUGUAUGCUAGAGCAGCCAAUAUGUUCAAGAUGGCCAAGAACUGGAGUGCUGCAGGGAAUGCCUUCUCCCAGGCAGCUCUGCUCCAUUUGCAGAUGCAAAGUAAACAUGACGCAGCCACCAACUUCAUUGAUGCAGGGAAUGCUUUCAAAAAAGCAGAUCCACAAGAGGCUAUAAACUGUCUGAAUCGGGCCAUUGAGAUCUACACAGAUAUGGGUCGCUUCACCAUAGCAGCCAAACAUCAUAUUACUAUUGCAGAAGUAUAUGAGACAGAUCUGGUGGAUAUUGAUAAGGCUAUAGCCCAUUACGAACAGGCUGCUGAUUACUAUAAAGGAGAGGAAUCUACAAGCUCAGCCAACAAGUGCCUUCUCAAAGUGGCUAUAUACGCUGCUCAACUGGAGCAGUACCCGAAAGCCAUUGAGAUAUAUGAACAGGUUGGAACCAAUGCAAUGGAUAGCACUUUGCUGAAGUACAGUGCGAAGGACUAUUUUUUCAAGGCAGCCCUCUGUCACUUCUGUGUUGACAUGCUAAAUGCCAAGUUAGCCUUGCAGAAAUACGAGGACAUGUUUCCAGCCUUUUCAGAUUCACGAGAAUGCAAACUGCUGAAGAAACUUUUGGAUGCCUUUGAAGAGCAGAACGUUGAUGCCUUUACUGAUGCAGUGAAGGAAUAUGACACUAUCUCACGGUUGGACCAGUGGCUCACAACCAUGCUGCUGCGCAUCAAGAAAACCAUACAGGAAGAUGAGAGUGAUCUUCGCUAAAGGCUCUCACACACACACUCACAGCUGCCUGCCCAGCGACUCUCAUCCCUUGCCCUUGUCUUUUUGGAUCAUUCCCAGAUUUUGCUCUGUGGCACUUUUUAGUGACUUGCAACUAUUGUGACUGUGUUCUGUCAGUUUUUCAAAAACAGCCUUACGUGCCUUCUGUUUCUGAUGAGCCUAGAUUUUUCUUCCCUGAAAGAGCAUCUUCCCAGAGCCUCUCAUUUAUUAGUGCUCCAAAGGAGGUCUCAGCCCAGACCCUUAAGAACACUAACUUUCUUCGACGGAAAUCUGUUGCCAGGGUGAGCAGUGCCUUCAAUCAUGCGUAUCUGCAGCACACUGUUGGGAACUUCAAAGUAGCUCUGAGAAGCUUUGUUAUGUAUUAUCUGAAAAGCAGACAUAGGUCUGAGCACAGCAUAAUUGUCUAUGAAACGUUCUUGUUUGUAUGUUUGUAUUCCAUAAUGUACUUAUUUUAUUUUUUUUGCCACAGGGUGGUAAUCAUAAAUUGCUGAAACAGUCAACUUUGAAAUUUUUUGUGAUGGAUUUGAUUGAAACGAUUAAAAAGGAAAAAUUAA
Clupea harengus (Atlantic herring) is the source of this 1577-nucleotide messenger RNA. RefSeq names its product N-ethylmaleimide-sensitive factor attachment protein, alpha b (gene napab). NCBI's taxonomy places the organism in Eukaryota, Metazoa, Chordata, Actinopteri, Clupeiformes, Clupeidae. The record is from RefSeq and is a predicted model, not a curated record. Gene Ontology annotation, cellular component: synaptobrevin 2-SNAP-25-syntaxin-1a complex; terminal bouton; vacuolar membrane. Gene Ontology annotation, biological process: SNARE complex disassembly; intracellular protein transport; synaptic transmission, glutamatergic. Gene Ontology annotation, molecular function: syntaxin binding; soluble NSF attachment protein activity.